AUGCGGUUCUGGUGGACGCAGGACGUAUGUGGGGGGCUGGAGAGGGGGCCGGUCACCAUGAAUGAACCCGCCUCAGAGGCGGAGCUAGAGGAGGCUGAGCGAAUCGUGCUGCAGUGUCACAUUGAUGGACAUCCACGGCCGAGCAGUAAAUGGUUCAAAGAUGGAGAUCAGCUGGACAGAAAGGACAGGAUCCUCAUGCUGACCAGCCUCAGUACAGGGGAUUCUGGGAUAUACUCCUGCUGUGCUCAAAAUGCUGCAGGAAAAGUGUGCAGUAACCACAAUAUCACCCUCAAUAUCAUCGAUGAGUCUGUUCCCCGUGUGCUGGUGGCUCCGGUGGAUCAGGUGGUUUUGCGUGAUGAGGAGGCUGUGUUUCACUGUCAGUUCAGAGCCAAGCCGCCGCCGCUGAUCGAGUGGUUCCACAACACAGAACCCGUCCUCAACAAAUCACGGUUUGUGGUGUACGCUAACGGCACACUGCACAUCAGUCAGGUGAAGCAGCGCAGCACAGGUGUGUAUAAAUGUGUGGCUCAGUAUGGAGAAAACAAACAAGUACAUGUGGAGGCAGCGCUCAGGAUCGCAGAGAUCGCAGACAUGGGCGAGCGCAUGUUUCGGGUUUUCACGGCGGGCCGCAGUGAGCGUGUGCGCUGUGAUCCACCGCAGGGUCAGCCGGAGCCGCAGGUGUGGUGGGAGCGUGCGGGAGCUCGUGUGGCGUCUGAGGGUCGAGUCCAUCAGCGGAACGGAGAUCUGAUCUUCAGCCCCACAGACGGAUCAGACUCGGGCGUCUACACGUGUGUCGCCCGCAACACAGCCGGACAGAAGCAGCAGGAGCUCGUCGUCACUGUAGCCACCUCUCCAGAAUGGAUCGUUCAGCCGCAGGACACACGCGUCGAGGAGGGUCAGCCGGGUUUCCUGCACUGUCACGCACGGGGCACGCCUGAACCACGGGUCACAUGGUACCGCAAGAGCGUCCCGAUCAGUGAGGAGGGCUCUCGUUAUAAGCUCUUCUCUAACGGGACGCUGAGGAUCAACAGCGCAGAGCUGAAGGACGCUCAGACGUACAGCUGUGUGUGUGUGACGGAGGGCGGAUCGCUCAUCGGACACGCGCAGGUUCUCAUACUGGAGAAGUUGAAGUUCACGCCCGUCCCGCAGCCGUCGCAGUGUCUGCAGCUGGACAGAGAGAGCGGCGUCAGCUGUGUUGCUGCAGGACGAGAGACGCCCAUCAUACACUGGAGCAGAGCAGACGGCGCUGAUCUCCCGUCUCACGUGAGUCAGAUGAACGGAGUUCUGCGCUUCAGUACAGUGACCCGCGCCGAUAGAGGAAACUACACGUGUGUGGCGUCCAGCAGCGCGGAGGGAGAGAUACGAGCGCACGUCCAUCUCACUGUAGGAGUUCACGUGGAGUUUAAGCUGGAGCCGGAGCAGACCACAGUCUAUCAGGGUCACACGGCCGUGUUUCACUGCCAGGCGUCAGGUGACCCGCAGCCGUACGUCCAGUGGAUGCUCAAAGACAAACUACUCAGCAGCAGCAGCUCCAGCAGGUUUCAGAAGAUGCCCAAUGGCUCUCUGGUCAUUAGUGAUGUGACCACUGAGGACACGGGUGUGUACACCUGUAUCGCAGGAAACACCUGCAACAUCAGAGACACAGCAGCGCAGCUCUAUGUCGUGGAGAAGCCUGUGCACCCGCGCAGUGAAGACGAGGAUAAGAGCCAGUUUAAGAUGUUCCAGACCAUCGCGCUGUCGGUGGCCGUGGCCGUGGCGUACAUCAUCGCUGUGCUGGGACUGAUGUUCUACUGCAAACAGAGACGCAAGAACAAACGGCUGCAGAAGAACCGCGCCGGAGAAGAGCCCGAGAUGGAGUGUCUGAACGGUGUUCAGCUGAAUGGCCACAGGAUGUCUGAGAUCCAGGAGGAAGUGGCUUUAAGCAGCAUGAGACCUUCAGCAGACUCAGAGAAACAGCAGAGCUGCGGUGACAAGCUGCACUUUCCCAGAGCGCACCUGCAGACCAUCACCUCACUGGGUCGUGGUGUGUUCGGCGAGGUGUUUCUGGCUAAAGCGAGGGCGAUAGAGGAGGCCGAGCCGGAGACGCUGGUGCUGGUCAAGAGUUUAGAGAGCCGAGAGGAAACGCACCGAACCGAGUUCAGACGAGAGCUGGAGAUGUUCAGCAAACUCAAUCACGCUCACGUCGUACGACUGCUGGGAAUCUGCAGAGAAACCCAACCUCAUUACAUGAUCCUGGAAUAUGUGGAUCUGGGCGAUCUCAAACAGUUCCUCAGGAUAUCAAAAUGCAGUAAGGCAGACGUCUGGGCGUUCGGGGUGCUGAUGUUGGAGGUGUUCAGUCUGGGCGAGCUGCCGUACCCCGCGCUUAAUGACCACCAGGUGCUGGAAGGUCUCCAGGCUGGUACUCUGCGUUUGUCUCCUCCAGUGAACUGUCCUGCUCACGUCUGCAGUCUGAUGAGCCGCUGCUGGGCGUCCAGCCCUAAAGAACGGCCCACGUUCAGUGAGAUCCUUCAGACUCUGACUGAUUCCUCCACAGACACCAAAGUCUAGAGGAUCACGACUGCAAUCAGAGACCCAAUCACACACAUUUCAGGCGUGAGAGUCUGCUUCGAGACACGCUUCUGUCCCAUUAAUGAUCUGUUUACACUAAUGUAGAAGCUCCUUCCUCUCGCUGGAGCCUCAGGGACUCCGAGGAUGACCUUUGACCUCUGCAGCGCUGGACAAUCGCAGAUCCAUCAGGUUACAGACGCAGGACGAGGUGCUGCACACAUGAUGCUGGAAUCACGUCAUGCCUGCGGUUCACGUCACGCACUGGAAUCAGCAGUGUGUACAGAGUGUGUGUGUGUGUGUGUGUGUGUGGGAGUAUGAGUGUGUGUGUGUGUG
Molecule: messenger RNA, 2880 nt
Organism: Sinocyclocheilus rhinocerous
Lineage: Eukaryota; Metazoa; Chordata; Actinopteri; Cypriniformes; Cyprinidae
Product: inactive tyrosine-protein kinase 7-like
Exons: 17
Coding region: 1-2547 (848 amino acids)
Biological process (GO): protein phosphorylation
Molecular function (GO): ATP binding; protein kinase activity
Source: RefSeq, a predicted model, not a curated record